AUGGAUGUGGUACCUUACAUGGAAAAACAAGCAGAUGUAAUUAAGUUAAAGAAAUUGAGAGGAGGAAAUUAUCCUGGAAUAUCUGGAAAUGAAAAAGUUGUGAACUGCUUAUACUGAAAGCCUAAUGCAAUUUUUAGGCUGAUUUGCUUUCCCUGGGCAGGAGAUGGCUCCUCUCAUUUUGCCAAAUGGGGCGAAAAGAUGAGUGAUUUACUAGAAUCGCCCUCCAUAAGGCUUGCUGGGAGAGAAAGUCGAUUUGAAGAACAUUUUGCCAGUGACAUCUGCCAGGUAGUUGAUGAAAGUGUUUGUGUUCUGCUGCCAGUCCUCCAGGAUAAACCAUUUGCAUUUUUUGGCCACAGUAUGUGGGCCUAUAUUGCUUUUAUGAUUGCACUACACCUAAAAGAAAAACAUAAGCUAGAACCGAUGCAUUUCUUUGUGUCAAGUGCAACUCCUCCUCAUUCAAAGGCCAGGCAGCGCAUUCCUGAAGGUAAAGAACUGAGAGAUGAACACAUUCGGGCCCUCAUUUUGGAUUUUGGAGUCACUUCCAUGGAUAUUAUGAAUGACAAGGAACUUUCUCAACAAUACUUGCCCAGUCUGAUGGCAGAUGCACACAUUGUUAGAGAUUACAUCUUUAAUGCACCAUCUGAGGCCCUUCUAUCUUGUGAAUUGACAUGCUUUAUUGGAUCUGAAGAUAUAGUAGAGAAUAUAGAAGACUGGAAAGAUAUAACCAGUGGAAGUUUUGAUACUUAUGUGCUUCCAAUAAGUCACUUUUAUCUCAUGGAAACUUCCGAUGAGACCUUUAUCAAGAACUACAUAACCAAGUGUCUAGAAAUACCAAUGCUUGACUAA
Molecule: messenger RNA, 846 nt
Organism: Miniopterus natalensis
Lineage: Eukaryota; Metazoa; Chordata; Mammalia; Chiroptera; Miniopteridae
Source: RefSeq, a predicted model, not a curated record